Messenger RNA from Striga hermonthica, 1230 nucleotides. The record is from the annotation of a GenBank genome assembly. Lineage: Eukaryota; Viridiplantae; Streptophyta; Magnoliopsida; Lamiales; Orobanchaceae.
AUGGAAGCCGAGAGCGACCAGGAGUCCGCCGUCGCCACCAAUUCGCCGGCCGGAGUUAUGGCGAGCUGCAAUCGUACUCCGAUAAGUUAUUUCCGGCGGAGGUUUCGGUUUCGGUUUCGGUUGACAAACACAGAGUCCCUUUCCGAAGAUUUGCUAUUCAACAUUCUCAUUCGCCUCCCGGCUCAAGAUAUCCAUGACUCUGCAAGGCUCGUUUGCCACAGGUGGGCCCACCUAACCCGCUCCCGUGACUUCAUACGCACGCACCUUCGUCGUGCCCGCACUGGGCUCCUUAUACAAAACACAACUUUUCUUAAAGAUUUGAUUUUUAUCUCCUGUGGGCCAACGGGCCGGGUCGAGCUAUCCCGGUCGCGCCACGAAUUGGGCCUGCGUAUAUUGGCCAGCUCUCACGGCUUGGUUUUGGUGCUCUCACCUUCCGGUCCCUGUACUCUCCGCAUCGUGAAUCCUGGGACAACCGAAUAUCUCGAUCUCCCUCCGUUUUUGGGUCGAAGAUAUUUUAGGCACGGUUCUUGUUUGAGUAAUGUGGCGGCCACUAACGAAUACAAAGUGGUGCAAGCCCAAUUCGCGAGAGGCUUACGUGGCGAGGUUUCAUACGAGUACGCCGUGUUGACUGUCGGGACCGACACCUCGUGGAGGCACAUGGGCAAGGUUGACCGUCUAACUCGUGAGACGAACACUUCGUUGUUGAUUAGUAACCCGUUGAUAACCGAGGGUUUCGUGCAUUGGGUCCUGUAUAGUGGCGGGUCGACUAUUUUCACGCUUGAUGCGAAAACCGAGGUUAUGACCGAGUCGAGGGUUCCCGUGACUUUAGGUCGUUUGGUGGAGAGUGAGUAUUUAGUGUCGGGAGGGAAGAAUUUGACGCUUGUGGUCAAAAAGCUCGGGAGUUUUUUCUCGUGGGACGUGUGGGAGAUGAGUCCCGAGACGCAGGUUUGGAGGAAGACGAUUAUUGUCUAUUUGGAGGAGGAGAGGUUAAAAGGGAUUAUUCGGGACCGUGAUAAAAAGGUGGUUUUCGAUGGGAAUGGUGUUUGGGUUACUCCGGUCGGUUGGCUAAAUUUUCCCGAGGUUUUGGUGUUUGCUCCGGGUAAAGGUCGAUAUUGCAUCUUGUACCGUGUUCGUACGCGUGAGAUUGAGUCGAUUGAUCUGCCUAAGGAUGCUGCAAGCUAUAAUUAUAAGUUCCAUCACAGUGGAUUGGUGUCACCCACAGGAAUUUGA